Molecule: messenger RNA, 7784 nt
Organism: Homarus americanus (American lobster)
Lineage: Eukaryota; Metazoa; Arthropoda; Malacostraca; Decapoda; Nephropidae
Product: mediator of DNA damage checkpoint protein 1-like
Exons: 6
Coding region: 215-6124 (1969 amino acids)
Source: RefSeq, a predicted model, not a curated record
CAAGGCCAUGGAAGCUACCAAGAAGGAAGAACCGGUGGAGGAGAAGGCCUUGGCGCUCUGACGACCUCUGCCGUCAAGAUCAGUCGCCCGCCUAAGCUGAAGGGCAGCUCCAAACCCCGUAUCUGUAGUCGAAGCCAAAGAAAGGGAGAAGGAGAACAUCAACAGCAGCAUCAGCGACAUCAAACAGAACAACACCAACACUUGUCAGAACAAAAUGGAGGAGAAGAUGCACGCCGUACCAUCUAAGGAGGACGCUUACGUCUUCAAGGAGGAAGAUGAGGACGAAUUUGAAACCAGCUUUCGAAGUCUUAAGAGUGGGAGGAGGAAGUCUCAGACCCUGAAGGAGACCCAGUGUUCGUCGGAGAGAAGAAGAGCGAAGAGGGCCGGGCAAGACCACGGUGAAGAGAAACUGGUAGCAGAAGAGAAGCAUCUGGCGAUAGAUAAAGAGGAAAAACGGCCAAAUGUCGAGGAGAGGCGAACGGCGGUGGAGAAGAGAAGCAGCACGGAGGAAGAGGAGGAGGAGAAGGAGACGUCGACAGCAGACAACAAGAAGGUCGCCGUGGAGGAGAAGAAGUCCAUCGGGGAAGAGAAACCGCCGGUGUUAGAGAGAGACAAGGUGACGGCAGAGAAGCAGCAAGCGAAAGAAAGAGAUUUGGUGAACAACAAGGUAAGCAGUAAAAGAAACAGUGUGGUGGAAACUACGCCAACUUCAAGAAAUUCCCGGAGAGUUGCUUCUAGUUCUUGGGUCCACUACGGGGAGUACACCAAUGACGAGGACUCCCGAGGCAUAGCCGAGGACGAUCACAACUCUGUGUCGUUACCAAAGAGCCGGAGAGAGACUUCUUCAACCCGGAGCAGAAGAAAGGCCGAGCCAGAGGAGAAGGAGGAAGACAGGCGGAGGGAGAGCUCGUCUAGAAUCAGGAGAAGAAUAGAGUGCGAGGAAAACGAGAAGGAGAACCGAAGGGAACAUUUAUCCCGGAGUAGAAGAAGACCAGAGCCCGAAGAGAGCGAGGAGGAGAAUCAUCGGAGAGGGGCGACGGCGAAGAACAACAGAAGAGUCGAAGCCGAGGAGAGCGAGGAGGAGACCCGCAGAGAGACCUCGGCCAGAAUAAGAAGAAAAAUAGAGAUGGAGGAGUUUGAGAGAGAGAGUCGUAGGGAACUCUCAUCCAGGAGAAGACGAAGAAUAGAAAUUGGGGAAAGCGAAGAGGAGAAUUACAGGGAACCGUCGACUAGGAGUAGAAGAAGAAAGAUAGAAACCGAAGAGAGCGAGGAAGAGAUCAAACGGGAACUGUCAACGAGGAGCAGAAGAAAAGUCGACGUCGAGGAAAACGGAGAAGAACCCAUGAUGGUGACCCGAGAUACGUCGAGAACGAGAAGAAGAGUCGAGGCGCACGACGUGGAGGACCAUCCGGUAACCAACUUGAGGGAAUCGUCGCGAACGAGGCGGAAACAGGAUCCGGGUGGAGCCGACCACAGAAAAGAACCUCAAGAGCUUCACACCGAGGAAUUAGAAAGAUCACACAGACUCAGGAACAAGCCUCAGAUAUACUCCAGCAGCACCAACACUAGGGAGGCCAGAAGAAGGAAACACUCGGAAAUUGACGACGAGGAAGAGGUGACGCCGGAAGUAAACAACAGGAGCAGAAGUGCGAGACUAAGGCCACAGGACCCAGAAGAGUGUUGUCUCAGUUCCCGGAGCAAGAGGAUGAAGAGGAACGAGGAAGUAGAGAGGAGCGCGAGGAGAAACAACGAAGAAGUGGACAGAGUAACCAGAAGUAAAGAUGAAGUAGAAAAAUUGGGUAAAAGAGAUGAAGAAGUGGAGGAGACCGGCAGGACCAGGAAAUCAAAACGCAUCGAAGAACAGCCCGAGCCGUUUAACCUGAGACCCAAGAAGCCAAGACCGAGCCGCCACCUAGAGGGAGCUGCAGCAGGACUCAGAACAAAUGUCUCAAGUGGUCCUACCAUCGAACCUGAAGAAGAUGAAGAUGAGGAUGAAGAAGAAGAGGAGGAGGAGGAGGAGGAGGAGGAUGAAGAAGAAGAAGAAGAUGAAGAAGAAGAAGUGGAAGUAGACAAGGAGGAGGAAGAUGGCGUGGACAGCACAGACUUGGAAAUGCCACACCUAGAGCCCAUGGUUGACAUUGAGAAGCGACCAGAAGUUCCUCAGCCUGACCAGUCAAUAGAAGACAAGAAACAAGGAGGAGAUCACAAGACAGAAGCCAGAUCAGAUACUAAUGUAGAGAACAAGGUGACCUCUGAUCCAGAUGAUAAAGCAAGUGAGAGUGACCAACCCUCGCUCGUUAGGAAGCGUGGCUGGCCCAAGGGUGUGCCUCGUGGCCCAAAGAACUCAAAUCGCGGCCGAGGUCGGGGCCCGGGUAGACCGUCGGGCCGGGGACGGGGGAGACCAAAAUGUAAAGGGGAGCAAAAGCCUCCUGCAGUGGAUGCUGGUGAGCUGCAAGAAAGUUUGCAUGAGGAUCCUGAGCAGCUGAACAAACUGACGGAGAACCACCGGAAGGUCAGUGAUGAAAAGAAGCUGAAGAUAAAGGAGACCCGGAUGGAGGCAAUAGAAAAUCAUCUGGAGGAGGCGGAGAAUCCGUUGGGAGUGACAGAGAACCAGUUGGAAGCGAAAAAGCAACAGUUAGAAGUGACAGAGAACAAACUAGAAACAAAAGAGAACCGCCUGCAAGUGACAGACAGUCAGCUGGAGUUGAUGGAGACCCAGCUGGAGACACAUGAGCCUAUGCAGGAAGACAAACCCAAAAGUGAGGAAGUGGAAAAUGGUAUACCUCUCAAGAGUGUUGAAAAAAGUACUGUGGUGAAGAAAAAUGAAGAAAAGAGCCAGGGAAUGGAAGUGUGUGAGGAAAAUCGUGUGGUGGAAAAUAAUGGUCAGUGUAAGACUGCGGACAAAAGUAGCAGUGAUGAAGUAGUGCAAAACAGUAGUGAUGAUGUAGUGCAAAACCUGACAAAUUCUACCAGUGAUCUGGAGAACGUUAAAGAGUGUGAUGCUUCCUCCAACAGUAAACACUUAAAUACAAAUGACAAGGGAGAAGCUGAAAGACGAGAAGACGAAAUGGAAGUGGAAAAAGAAAACCAUGACCCUGCUAAGGAGGUGGUAGUGGAGAAAGAAGCAAGUGGGGAUGGAGAGCAGGAACUAAGUGAGGCAGACAAGGCUGUGGCCAGCAUCAUGAACGGAACCUGUGAGAGUGUCCCCAAUGGAGACUGUAUAGAGCAUGAGAAUUACAGCACUCCACCCCCAGUAGAGGAAGUUCAUGAAGUUGUAGAAUGUAAAGUAGGAGAUGGUAGAGUGGAUGAAGCAUACCAGGAGGAAGUAACCAAGGCUGUGGAGAGCAUCUGGGGAGGAACAGAGGAACGAGACCCCACACUGGGUGAGGAUAACAGACCGUCAGAGAUUAUAGAGGAACCCAAGAGUCUUGGUCCAGCCCUUCCCCAACUAAAUGUGUCUACACUCUCACAUCCACCUUCACCAGUCAUUCCUCCGUGUCCUUCCUUACAGUCAGAAAAUGAAAUAAUCCCACCAAGUCCUACUAAUUCUCUUGAUCACUCUAGAUCCCCAGUAUCCUCUGUCCCCCCAUCACCCAUCCCCAGCUCCCCACCUCCUGCCCCAGCUCCUCCAUCACCUACAUCACCUUCCCCUGUGCCAUCCUUGCUUCCUUCAGACUCACCAUUAGAGCCACCCUGUGCCCCUGCUCCUGUUACACCUACCUCUCCACAGUCCCUAGGAUCUCCACCUUCACCAUCCUCAAUUGGAUCUCCUGCCCCUCUCCACUCUCCCUCAUCUCCAGUGCCAGAGGUACCAGUUGAACCAAUGCAACCAGCUUCCCCCCCACGAAUGGGCCUUUCCCCUCAGCCAAUUAGCCUUGAGGACACACGGUCUUCAUGUCACUUGCCAGUAGUUGGGGAACCUGUGCCUGUAGCUGAAACUCCCUUGCUAUCCACAGUAUCUAGUCACCACAGUCAAGAGGAACAAGAUAGUAAAGAUCAGCAUUGUGAGCCUGUGAUAGAAGACUUGCAGCAUCAGCAACAACCAGAAAAUCAACAAGAACAAGCCAAGGAAUGUUCUCAAGAGAGUGAAGGUCAUGUGAGUGAGCCACAUGUCCAGGCCACAGUUCCUGGAGUACCAGAUACUCUUAGUGCUGCUGGUCGCCAAGAAGAGACCCUUGCUUCACAAAUGGAACAGACGUAUGAGCCCGUUGAUGCCCCUAAAGUAGAUAAUCAUCCAACGGGCCAAGAGGCGGCACACACACACGACCUUGCAUUAGAAGUUGGAGAUGGACCUAAAGUAAUAAAUUCUUCAGCAGGUAGCACACCACCCUCAUCUUGUGGGUCCACCAACACCACAUCUGUGAUCACCCGUCAAGCACCUACCCCUACCCCACCACACCAACAGGAAGUUAGCAGUAUGGGAGUGUAUACACCAGAUUCAACCACAAAUUCUGUGCAUUCAAUGCAUGGGUAUUCUUCACAAGGUGAUUUUGAUGUGUCACAGCUUGGCAUUGAGUCGCCAACAUCUAUAUCUAGUAAUGAAAUGGCACACUCAGUUGAACCCCCUCAGCAAGCGUCAACACCACAGAGCUAUAGUGAUUGUGCUCAAAUAUCCAGCCAACAGGUCCAGCCUCCGACACCCACCCACGUACAGCCCACUACUCCAACCCAUGUACAGCCUACCACUCCAACUCACACUCAACCUACUACUCCUACUCCUCCACACAUAACAAGGACCACUCCAACACCAACCCCUAUAUUGCCACAACCAAUUCCUCAACCACAGCCACAACCACAGGCCAUCAUUACACAGGCAGCUGCUCAAACUGUUCCUGCGAUAGGGGUUGUAACACUACCCCACACACAUUCACAUCAAGCUCCAGCUAAGCAUCAGCCAUCUAAACAGCGGCAUAUCCAGCCCAAACCUCCUUCACAGCCACAAACACAGGCUGCUUCUGCAGGUUCCCGGCCACCAUCCAAUCUUAGCACUCAGUUGUCUCCCCAGUCUGUAGCAGCCAUGCAUGUCUCAAAUCAAGUAAAUGUAAUGACCCAACGAAUGGUAGCAUCAACACCCCACCCACCCUCAGGCCUGGGACAGCACCACCCUAUGUCCUACCACCCUCAUGGUGCCCAUACCCCGCAUCCACCUCGCACACCUCAUGUCACACACUCACAUUCACAAAUGCAAAACUUUGGUCAUCAUGCAAAUUACAUGAUGAGUCCUCACCAGCAAAUGUUGGGGCAUCAUGGGUCAAUGAUCAGCCAGGGCUACCUGCCACAGCCAUCUGUGACAACCUAUGCUCAGGCACACACUCCUGCCCAUUCGUCUUCGUAUAUGACCUCGGUUAUACAGUCACGCAUGGGAGGCCCAAGCACUCCGCAGCAAGGUACAAGCCAUAACUCGUCAGCUUCGGCCCAACGCACCAUUCAAAACUCCUCAUCUGCCUCAUCUCAGCGUGCUACCCAUGCAGCCAAUGCCCCAAGUGUGUGUGGACCUUCAGGAGGCAAUUACCACUUUCUUAAUUCAAGCCCCCCAGGACCAUCUCCUACUCCAACUCCCAUGGCUAAUGAGCAGCAGCAUCCAGGAGGAGCACAGGGAAGUGCCUCUUCCUGUAGUAUAGCACGGUUACAGCAGCUCACAAAUGGGAUCAUGGACAUUGUGCCACCGCCUCCUUGUGCAGGCGUAACUCCUCCUCCACACACCGUGACUCCUCCCCCGUCUCACACCGUAACUCCGCCACCUACAGUCACUGCAGCCGCUGCCCAGCGUAAUAUGACGCCACCCAUCUCAAACUUACAGUCCCAGGUGCCGUUAUCAUAUAAAUACAAGUCACACCAGGCAGCAGCAGCUCAGAUGUCCUCCAAUAUGAUGGCCCCAACAGUGUUGGGGUACCAAAUGAAUGGUUACCGAAUGCCGGGCCAACCGGGGGCCAUGUCGGCCCUCAACACAUCGUACCUGACCAACCCUUCAUUUAUGAAUCAGCAGCUGCCCAUGCAGAUGAUGAAUAUGCAUCCCCAGGCUGCUGGCCAGUACCAGGACCCACGCUCCCAGCCCCAGAACACCAUGUACCCACCAUAUUCUUAUAUGCCGCCACUACAGCUCAACGGCACCAUGCGUCGAUAGUCUCAACACUCAAAUCUCAGUAUUUUAAUUAUGGUGCUUAUUAAUGAGUAGCAACUGUCAACGCAAGUGCAAUGUUGGUGUUGACUGUGCUGGAUCCAAUUACUGAAAGUAUCAAUGACUUAUGCAAAACUAGGCAAUAUUUUGACUAGUGAUAUAAGGGUGAGUCAGGGUAUGUGAUCAAGUGAAACAACACAAACUUUUAAGUGUUUUGAAGAACCCUGACAUCUGUAUUGCUUGAAUUACACAAAGAUUUUUUAGUGAAAACUCAUAUUUUUGGGCCUGUUGUGAGAGCUAUAUUUUAGAUACUUAUUUAUGGUGUUUAUACAUGGUUUAAAGAAAUGAUAAUAUAACUAAUUUACUUUUACUUGGCAACUUUGAUGGUCAAGUUAAUAAUUUAGAGACUCCAUGAUAUGUGGAGGAACCCUUAGUGAGCAAAAUAAUGUUGAUACCUGUAUUUUGGCGUGAUCCUGGUGUUCUGAGUUCAGUUUAAUGGACUCAGGGUGAAGCCUGAUUUUCAUCUAAGUACAAAGUGAUCUUAAAUAAUCGAUUAAUUGACUGAGAAGUGUGCUUAAUUGUUAUAGGGCAGUGUUAUCUAAGUUUAUUUUAGUGAUGAAACGUCUUAGUCUUUUACGUUGUGAUACUGAGCUUGGUGUGAGGCCAAUGUCAGCAUAAUGUUUUAGUGAUGGCAGGAAUUGUGGCGUUUCGGGCCCCUGUUUCCCAGCGGAUAAUCAUAACUCGAGUAUAUAUGUACAACAUGUCGGUCUAAGGUAAGUCGGCUUGGAUCUGGCUUUAGAACGCAAUAAAGUCAUCUUUUGUGGUUAGGUUUGUAUCCAGCUGUAGAGGCUUUUUUGUUUGUAUUUAUUGUAGCAUAAACCGUGUAAACUAUUGGCAGAGCGCUGUAUGGUGACUCUCCAUUUGUACUUGUUUUUCUUUUUUCUUUGUACUUUGUGUAGAUUUUGCAUUUCUUCUCUUGUCUUUCAUAGGGAAACAUAAUUUUUGUUUUAAAUAUGAUUUCCAUUCUCAUUGGUAUGAGAGCUUUAGUUAUGAUGAUUAUGAAUAUUUUCAUAUAGCAGAUGACAUGUUUCCCUGCCUUUUUAAGAGCAUUUAUUUAUCUGACCUUUGAUUGUAAACAAAUUUCUUUUAGUCAUAUUUAACUGCAAUAUAUGGUCAGUGCAGCCUUGAGAUAUUAUUGAAUAUUUUCAGUACAAUUUGAGGAUUUCUAUUUAUGUUUUGUACACUGGUUAGGCAUUUUUUACAUGGAAAGGGAAUCCUCUAUUGUGUAAUUUAGAAUGGAAUAUCCUUUUUCGAGUCCCAUGGAAAGAUGCAAUAUUGGUCCUAAACUGUUGCCCCAACCAUGUGCAUUUAUUAUGAGGCCACUUGCUGUAACACAAACACUUAUGAGUUGUGCUCUGACAUAAACCGGGGCUGUCAUCCUAUUAGUGAUACAAUCCACAUGUUUAAAAAUCCUUUAAUGUUUGAAAGCAUAGCCAAGCAGGGCAUUGUGUGGGCUGGUGAUUGUGUGAAGGGGCAGCGUCCGAUGGCGGAUCAUCUGGCAGAUAAGGGCAGCAUUUUAUCUGAUUAUGAUCACCCAUAAGAUCUUGUAACUAAGCUGUACAUUUUGCUUUUUAAAAUGUUAAAUAAAAUACUUUAUUUAAAUGUA